CUCUUAAAAGUUUUAUAUAUAUCCAACCAUCACCCUUUGGUUGGUUAUCAGAAAACAUGUGUUCCUAAUCUAAAAAGCAAAGAUCAUCUUAAUCAAUUAAUUCUUCCCAAAUUUCUCUCUUCCUUCCAUAAAAGUUGCAUACAAGCAAGCAGGAGAAUGGAAAACGUGGACGUGUUUGAAAUGGAAAUGGGAAAGCAUAGUGAGAUUGGAAUGCAUAAAGUAGAAGCAGAGAGCGUAUCUAAUAACGAAAUGCCACAAAUUAUUGAGGCUCAACAAGAUCUCUGUGAUAAUGUUGUGAUAUCCAUCCAAAAAAUGUUGAACCAAAUGCAUUCUAUCAAUGGAGAUUGUAGCAUCUAUCGAAUUCCCAAACAACUACGCGAGAUGAAUCCUAAAGCAUACACCCCUCAACUCAUUUCCAUUGGCCCUUUUCAUCAUUAUCGACGUCAAAAUGAUUUUAAAGCUACAGAACAAUAUAAGCUUCAAGCCCUUGUUAACUUUCUGCGUCGUAUUAAUAAUAACAAUGAGACCAUGGAAGAAGAUCAGGACGUAAAAAAAAGUAGAUCAUUGGAUGACCUCUUGAAAAUCGGAACGUUGAAGGUUCUGGUGGAAAAGGUUCAUUGUUGGAUGACAGAAACUCGGAAUUGCUAUUCAGAGCCUAUAGAUUACAUGGACGACCAUAACUUUGUUAUAAUGAUGCUUUUGGAUGCUUGUUUCAUCGUGGAAAGUUUUAUACAACAGUAUGACGCAUCUUAUCCUCAUGAUCGUAAAUUCCCUCGUAUCCAAGACAAUGUAGAUUUUUUAUUACUAUACCCAGAAACAUCCCAAGAUAUAUCCAAUGACUUGAUAAAAUUGGAAAAUCAAGUUCCUUUCUUUCUUCUUCAACAUAUGUUUCACAUGAUACCACAACAUAGUCCUCCUGUGUCCUUUAUAAAUCUUACCUACAGUGCUCUUUAUGAUUGGUUCAUAUCUACAUAUAAGAUUUGUUCUGUCGGCAUCGUCCCCAAUGAACCAAAGCACUUGGUCCAUUUCUUAAGCUUCUACUUCAUUCCCUCGCACACUACUGAUGAUAUGAUCCAGAACAAGCAAGAAAUAAAAAAUAGUGAGAACAAGAAGAAGAACAAUUAUAAUUUCUUAAGCUUCUUCAGCACACUUUUCUGUUGCCAACUUUGGCAAAACCCUGAUAAUAAGAAAAAAAAUGAUCAGGAACUUUUGUCUCCUCCAUCCAUAACUGAGCUCUGCGAGUCUGGUGUUACCAUUGAGAAAGCAAAAAAUGCUAAAUACUUGACGAACAUAACUUUCAAAAAUGGGGUUUUAAAAAUCCCACAUUUGCAUAUUUACGACGAAUUUGAACUUAUGUUCCGAAACUUAAUAGCAUUUGAGCAAUUCCCUGCAGGAAAUGAGAACAUGUAUGCAACCCAAUAUAUCUUAUUUAUGGAUGAUUUGAUAAGUACAGAGAAAGACGUACGUUUACUUGUAAACUCUGGAGUCAUAAUCAAUAAUAUUGGAGGCAGUGAUAAAGAAGUUUCAGAAUUGUUUAACAAUCUCGGUAAAUUUGUCAAUCAGUGCCCAAGUCCUUACAUGUUUAACCAUAUCAGUAAAGCUUUGCGUAAGCACUGUAAUGGAAGGUGGAACAAGGCGAAAGCUUCACUGAAACAUAACUAUUUCAAUACGCCAUGGGCCUUUAUCUCCUUCUUUGCUGCAUCCUUCCUCGUUCUUCUUACACUUCUUCAAACCAUUUUCUCUGGCAUCUCUGCAUUUCCUAGCUAGUGUUAAGCAUGUUGAUUAGUGGUGUUAAUGUUAAAUAUCUAAUUGUUGGUUUGUUUGUUUUGUGUCCUCUUUAUUUUGGUGUUUGAUUAAUUAUGCUACUUAUAUCCUUGUAUAUAGAGCUGUUGAUUUUGAGCUCUAUCAUGAAUAUAGAAAUAUUAUUUCAGUCCCUUCA
Molecule: messenger RNA, 1939 nt
Organism: Cucumis melo (muskmelon)
Lineage: Eukaryota; Viridiplantae; Streptophyta; Magnoliopsida; Cucurbitales; Cucurbitaceae
Product: UPF0481 protein At3g47200-like
Exons: 2
Coding region: 157-1767 (536 amino acids)
Source: RefSeq, a predicted model, not a curated record